AGAUUUGCUUUUGCAAGUAAAAAGAGCAAUUAUGAUAUGAUAAAUGAAAAUUCAUUUGAUACAAAUACAGUAUUGCUUUAUGAUAAAAAUUAUAAGGAAGUUAAGGAAUGGGGAUUAAAUGCCAUGGCCGAAAGACCAACAAAAAAAGUGAAAAAGCACAACAUGUGUAAUAUUGUUGAACACUUUAAAUUACAUUUGUUCGAAAUAUCCGAAGAAAAUAAACCGCCAUUACCAAAAGGUUUUGAUCAUAAAAUGGCAAUUAUAGAUUAUUUACGACAGCUAA
This is a messenger RNA of Funneliformis mosseae, 283 nucleotides long. NCBI's taxonomy places the organism in Eukaryota, Fungi, Glomeromycota, Glomeromycetes, Glomerales, Glomeraceae. The record is from the annotation of a GenBank genome assembly.